This is a messenger RNA of Lactuca virosa, 456 nucleotides long. The record is from the annotation of a GenBank genome assembly. Lineage: Eukaryota; Viridiplantae; Streptophyta; Magnoliopsida; Asterales; Asteraceae.
AUGGAUUCUCAUGCUAGUUGUCGAACACCACCAUUAGGCUCAACAACGUUGAUUAGUUUCAACGCCGCUGAUUCUGACUAUCGACUUCCUUUUCACAUCCAGUUACGAUUACUAUCGAAUACAAGCCCUACACGGCUACCAGGUUAUUCUAUGUUCAAGUGGCUUAUUUCGGAAGCUUAUCUUACACCAUACCGAAAAUCAAGAUGCAAUGGCAAAGGCUAUGUGGCUUAUCGCAAUUUUAUUACCAGGCUGGAGGAUCGAAUGAAGUUGCAGUCACCUAGCCACCUGAGUAGUCCUGGAACCAGUGGGCAAUGGGCACCAUCUUCAGGUCCAACCUCCAUUACACAUGACAUAGACAGUUGGAGUUUUAGCAGGGAUCCAAGUGAAAGCCAAACAGUACAUUCUUUUGUGGGAAUGAAUUGCAUAUUUGAUCAAUGCAAAUCCAUGGGUAAUUAA